AGAAGUAGAAAAACUUCCACCCUCAAAGCGGCACACAGGCGCACAUACAGACAAUCGUACAAACACACAGCGAACUAAUACAAACAUGUUAAACUAAACAGGAGAGACAGUAAAAAGUGAGAAUAGUGUUAACCCCCGGACAAACUAUAAACUAUAAACCUUAAAAAAAGUGAAGAGAGGGGGUGUCGUGGCCUCCCAACCGAUAUACCCUGCACUGCCCCUGGGCACUGUCACUGUCAUUUGCGUCGCAGCGCUGCCGCUGUCCGCGUCCGCGUCGCUUUGCCUGGCCCAGUGUUUCCGCUUUCUUUCGCCUCGUUGUAAUGUUACUUUUAGUUUGAUGUCGGAGCCUCGACGAGCCGGUCGUAAGCGAAAUCGUAAGCGAGACUUUAGUGCGAUUCCGCUCCGUUCCGCCGGGGUGUGUGUGCGUGUUUGUGUUGCGAGUUUAGUUCGAGAAUCAUCAGAAUCCAGCGGCGAGAAUCGAGAAUCGAAACCGAAAGUGGUUCUCCGCGUGUGCGAGUGUGAGUGAGUGUGUUGUGUUUGGGCCCGCUUUUCUGCUUUUCUACCCCCGAAAAAGCAAAGCACAGCAUAAAACUGUGCGCUCGUACGCGCGCCAGUGUGUGUGUGUGUUUAUGGCGAGUGCUAGUGUGUGAGAGUGGCAAGGGAAAAAGGAGGCAAAGAAAAGAAAACCAACCCCCACCAGCGGCGGCGAAGAACAGGAAAACAACAACAGAAAGCACACCACCAGUACCAUCACCACCACCCACUCUUCGUCAUCGUUUCGCGGUGUGCAGAAAUACAAAAAAACGAUCGAGUAUAGUGCUAAAACCGACUUUGAGGAUUAUCUUUCCAAACAAAAAAGGGCCCCUCGAGGCCCUCCAGUAACAGCCGCAACCCCCCGAUCCCGAUCCUGACAUGAUGAACUUCUCCGCGUUCGGCGGCCCCUUCUCCGGCAUCCACCAGUUUGCCGCUAAAUUCGACGCCCAGACGCCCGGCGCCUUCGGCACGCCCCCCUCGGCCGCGGCGAAUGCAGCAGCCGCAGCGGCAGCGGCCGGCACCGAUAACCAUGUGCAGCGCUAUCAGACCAAUGGCAAUCACUUUAAUCAGAAUGUGCCCAACGUUUCGGCUGCCAACAACAUGCAAUAUGGCCAGAAUAUAUCCAUACCGUACUCACAGCCGCAGGGUGAUCUGAAUUUUCUAAAUGCAGCCGCUGCGGCCGAUCAUAAGGGUAAAAUCCAUCCAAAAAUCGAACGUGACCGGGAAGAAGUUCUCAACCAGCAGAUCCUGCAGAAUGUGAACCAAUCCUGGCAGACGCUCGCCAACACGGCCAACACGGUGGACUACUCGUCGCACCUGCUCUCCGCCACACUGCCCAUCUCCAUACAGCACUUCCUCAAGUACUCGGAGACCAUUAAGAAGGAGUCCACCGGGGAUGUCCUCAAGAAUGGCACCAAUCUGGCCAGCCUGGCGCUGGGGGGCGUGGCCCUGACGCCCAGCAACAAUGGGGCGAACGGCGGCCACCACAACGGACUGGUGGGCAUGGACCACGGCGGUCACAUGACCAACAUGACGGACGCCAACGGAGCGGCGCUAACGAACGGCGGCGCCAGCAAUGGGGUGAACGGAAACGCCAACGGGGCGGUAACCAAUGGUGGCGCAGGCGCUGUGUCCAGUUCCGGAUCCGUGGGCACCACGAACGCCAGCGGCGGCACGGGCACGGCCACCGGCAAGAAGACCAAAAAGAAGAAACCACCAAAGGAGAAGAAGCCACGCCCCAAGCCCGGCGAGAUCCGCGAGACGAAGGCGCUGGACGGCUCGACGCUCUACUGCUGCCCGGAGUGCCAGAUGGCCUAUCCGGACCGCAGCCUCAUCGAGCAGCACGUCAUCUCGCACGCCGUGGAGCGGCGCUUCGUCUGCGACAUCUGCAAUGCGGCGCUGAAGAGGAAGGACCACCUGACCAGGCACAAGCUAUCCCACAUACCGGACAGGCCGCACGUUUGCAAUAUCUGCAUGAAGUCCUUCAAGCGCAAGGAGCAGCUUACUCUGCACAUUGUCAUCCAUUCCGGCGAGAAGAAGCACGUGUGCAUUGAGUGUGGAAAAGGUUUCUAUCGCAAGGAUCACUUGCGCAAGCACACACGCUCCCACAUCGCCCGACGGGUCAAGUCGGAGGUGUCGGCGCAAAUUGUGAACGGAUCCGCCGGAGGUGGCGGCGGUGGUGGCGGCGGCAACAGUGCGCAGAGCAACGCGCUGCACGGCUCCUGAGGAUCGUACAAGGACUUCUGGUAAACUCCCAGACGAAUUUCAAGCCAUAAGGGGCGGCUGGACUGCUGGCGGCGGUGGGCGGGGAUCCGUAUACGGAUCGGACUGCCUGUGGCCGGGAGCAGUCGAGCUGCCUUUGAAAUUCGCUGGGAGCUUACUGGGGGUCCUGCUGAGCGUCACCCAACUCCAAUUACAAUAACCCUCAAUAAACACGAGUUAUACUUACUGGAUGCAAGUAUUAGUACGAUUUUGUUCACGACACUUUCAGUUCUUUAGCUUUAGUUCUUUCAGUUGAGAUUUUCGCACAAACAGUCAAGCAAAGUAUAGCAAUCGAAAUGUACAAAUCAGCAGAAUGACAGAUUUAAAUUCGAGUUUAGUAUGCGCAUAUGUUAAGGGAAGAUAACGCCGCUUGAACGUCGCUUUCGUUUAUUUUUGGGGAUCUGUGAUCUGUAGUCGCUGCAUAAACAAAAAAGCAAACGAGACGAUCGUAGGCGGUCGAAAGCUGUUCUAAGAAUAAGUUAAUAUGCCUGCAACCGAUUUACUAUAUAUGUGUGCAAUUUAUAAUCCUUUUGAUUUGCCUUUUUGUUGCCAUCACGGCGCUUUUGUUCACUACAUUAAAUGAUAAAUGUGUUUCCCCUGAGACCUCAGGGGAGAUUCUUAUUGAAUUGUGCACAUUUUAAGGAAGUAAGAAGCUCUACAAGCGAAAUUUGUACUUCUAGUCUUGUAUUUUAUUUUACCGAUAGGCAUAGAGGGAAACCCGAAUCGAGGUCAUGUAAUCUUAAGCUUUUAAACUUGAAUGUUCAAAGGAAAACCUUCGACGCGAGUCACACCAAACACUAGACAGAAAGCCGCAAUACGAACUUGCAUCUUGGCAUGCCCAACUUCCAACCAUCGUCAUUGCUUGCAACUGCAAUAACCAACAGUACACCUAUAUCCAGCUUACCAAUCAAUACCGAUAAUGAUAACUGAUAACCACAAAUAGCGUUAAGAGCCACAUAUACAGCAGCAAAAGCCACAGGAUCACAGAUAGCACGGGUCAACAAUCGAAGA
This is a messenger RNA of Drosophila rhopaloa, 3306 nucleotides long. It is a transcript of the gene l(3)neo38, whose product is annotated as transcription factor che-1. The coding region runs from base 913 to 2259 and encodes 448 amino acids. Gene Ontology annotation, molecular function: RNA polymerase II cis-regulatory region sequence-specific DNA binding; DNA-binding transcription factor activity, RNA polymerase II-specific. The transcript has 6 exons. Lineage: Eukaryota; Metazoa; Arthropoda; Insecta; Diptera; Drosophilidae. The record is from RefSeq and is a predicted model, not a curated record. Gene Ontology annotation, cellular component: nucleus. Gene Ontology annotation, biological process: regulation of transcription by RNA polymerase II.